AUGGAAAAGAGGAAAGAAGAGAUAAUAACGAGAUAUAAGAGAGAAUAUGAGACGGUGUUUAUAAAGAAACCAAAAACGGUAAUGACGAAGAGUGAAAGAAGAAAGGAAAAGAGAGGAGAAGAGGGAGAAAGACUUUUGAUUGGAAGAGAAAGGAAAGGGAAGAUAGAGGAGAGAAGAAGAAGAGGGAUAGAAAGAUAUGUUAAGAUAGAGAGUGUGAGAAAAGCGUAUGAAAAGAGAGGGAUAAAAGAGUUAUUUGAGUGGCAAGAGGAAUGUUUAAAAGAAAAAGGGGUUAGAGAAGGGGAAGAGAAUUUAGUGUAUAGUGCGCCAACGAGUUCAGGGAAGACAUUAGUGAGUGAGAUUUUAAUGAUAGAACGAUAUUGUCAAACACAAAAGAAAAUGAUAUAUAUAGUACCAUAUGUUUCAAUGGCACAAGAAAAAGAAGAAUAUUUUAAAGAAAUAUUAGAAAGUAUAAAGAUAAAUAUUAAAGGAUAUUUUCAAAAUCGAAAGAUAGAUAAAGAAUUUGAUAUUGGGAUAUUUACAAUUGAGAAAGGGAAUGGAAUAAUUAAUAAAAUGAUUGAAGAAAAAAGUAUAGAAGAAGUAAGUAUAAUAAUAAUUGAUGAAAUUCAUAUGGUAUUUGAUAAAAAGAAGAGGACAAAAUAA
Molecule: messenger RNA, 660 nt
Organism: Entamoeba dispar SAW760
Lineage: Eukaryota; Evosea; Mastigamoebida; Endamoebidae
Product: DNA polymerase theta, putative
Exons: 1
Coding region: 1-660 (219 amino acids)
Molecular function (GO): ATP binding; nucleic acid binding
Source: RefSeq, a predicted model, not a curated record